Molecule: messenger RNA, 2513 nt
Organism: Zea mays
Lineage: Eukaryota; Viridiplantae; Streptophyta; Magnoliopsida; Poales; Poaceae
Exons: 7
Coding region: 601-2433 (610 amino acids)
Biological process (GO): protein phosphorylation
Molecular function (GO): ATP binding; protein serine/threonine kinase activity
Source: RefSeq, marked provisional
CCGAACGCCCAACUACUAGUAUCUCUUCUGUCUUCUCCGGUUCUCCCUAUCCCACCUUUCCCUCCCCACCACCUACCUACCGCUUAUUCACCGUCGCCUACCACCUCCCCCUCCUCCACGUGCCGACUUCCGCUCCGCACCGCCAAUCCGUCGUAACCCUAGCCUAGCCCAGCCUGGCCUCACCUGAUUCCGAUCCGUCCAUGUUCGCCGCGAGGAAUUUUCCUCCCAUGGGUUCCGCAUACGCCGCCGAGAGGACGCCGAUCGAUGGAGAAUGAGGUGCUGCGUCUGCCGCGUAUCCUCCGCCGGGUGCCGGGCCAUGGGCGUCGCGGGACGGGCCAAUCCGACGUCGUCGCUGCGCAGCCGACGCUGCCUCCGCAUGCGGCCGUCUUACGCCCCGUUCUCCGAGCCCUUCACUGAACCCCCGGCACCCGCCGCACCAUCAUACCCUGCUGCCGCGCACAGUGCGUAGGAGCCGCGGGCGGACCACCGACAUCUUCGGCGAUCUCCAUUCCUCUUUGCUUCCUCUCUCUCUCUCUCUCUCUCUCUCCCCCUCCCCCCCUCUCGCUCGUAGAGUCAUUUGCUUGUCGGGGCCGAUCCGGAAUGGAGGUGUUUGGUUGUGGGACCCACAACGAUGUGGUCGAUGCUGAAUACGCGGAAGUAGAUCCAACCGGGCGAUACAUGCGCUAUAAUUUGAUUCUGGGGAGAGGAGCUUUCAAGACUGUUUAUAAGGCAUUUGAUGAGGUCGAAGGCAUUGAGGUCGCCUGGAAUCAAAUCAACAUAGAUGAGGUGAUGCAGUGUCCAGAUAAUCUUGAUAGGCUCUACACAGAAGUUCAUCUUCUGAAGUCACUCAAGCAUGAAAAUGUUAUGAAGUUUUAUUAUUCAUGGAUUGAUGACCAGAGUAAGAAAAUUAAUGUCAUCACAGAGUUGUUCACGUCUGGAAGCCUCAGGCAUUACCGUCAGAAACAUCCACGUGUUAACUUGAAGGCAAUAAAGAAUUGGGCAAGGCAGAUUCUUCAUGGAUUGGAUUACCUGCAUAGCCACCAACCUCCGAUUAUCCAUAGAGACUUGAAGUGUGAUAAUAUUUUUGUUAAUGGAAACCAUGGAGAAGUUAAGAUUGGAGAUCUUGGACUAGCUACAGUAAUGCAAACACCUAGGGUGAGGAGUGUUAUUGGUACCCCAGAAUUCAUGGCACCUGAACUUUAUGAUGAAAAUUAUGAUGAGCGUGUUGAUAUUUACUCAUUUGGAAUGUGUUUGUUGGAGAUCUUUACUCUUGAAUAUCCAUACAGUGAAUGUACGAAUCCAGCUCAGAUUUUUAAGAAAGUAUCCACAGGUGUUAAACCUGCUGCAUUGGCUAGAAUUUCUGAUCUUCAAGUAAAGCAGUUUAUUGAGAAAUGUUUAGUUCCUGCUUCUGAGAGGUCGUCUGCCAAAGAACUUCUGCAAGACACAUUUCUUUGUCCUGACAAUACACAUGAACCUGCUGUCACUAAGUUUAUAUCUCCAGCACCUAAAAAAACAGUAGAUAUCUCUCUGGCGUCUUUGCAUAUGGAUGUUGACACUUUGGAAUCUAGCCAUACUGAUUCAGGCAAGGAAAAUGGAUCUGUUGCUCCACAUACACCAGUUUUGGAGUUCACAAGAACCAACAAAAAUACAGAGCUAAAGCUAAAGGGCGAGAAACUUGAUAACAACUCCGUGUCACUGGUUUUGCGAAUUGCUGAUUUCUCUGGUCAUGCAAGAAAUAUCCAUUUCCUCUUUUACUUGGACUCUGAUACAGCUAUGUCUGUAGCUGCUGAAAUGGUUGAACAAUUGGAGUUAGCGGACUGCGACGUUACGUUCAUUGCUGAUUUUAUUGACCUUUUGAUAGUGAAUCUUAUUCCAGGUUGGAGACCUGUAAAUGAUGCAGCAGCGAACUCGUAUAGGCGAUCUGAAAGUGAACUUGCAGUCAAUUCCCAUCAGAACAUCUCAAAGUUGGUACCUGAUUAUGCAUUAAUUGAUGGUGUGAUGCGCCCAAAAGAUGUGAAUGCAUCAACUAGUUGCCUUGACUCUGUCUCAAGUGCAACCAACCUAGGAGGAUCACAAGGUUCUGAAGGUUCAGUCAUUUCUGUACAGCUUGCUGAGAGUUCCAAAAGUGUGAGUGACUAUGGGGCCGAGGAUUAUGGCACUAUGGACUGUGGUGGGUACAAAGACGGAAUCAGCACAUUAGAUUGCAGCCAUGUUUUAGAUAAUGGAUCGAGGUCGAUUUUCCAUAUAGAUCAAGCAUCACCUUUCUUGGAGUUGGCCAGCUGUGGUUCAUCAACUUCAACUGAUAACCAGGAUGUGAUGAACGGGGAGCUUGUUUUUAUUGAAGCUCAGUACAAGCACUUGGUUGAUGAGUUGACAAGGAUGCGAGAAGAGGCUAGGGAAGGAGCUCGAAAAAACUGGUUGCCAGAUACAUGAUGUUUUUGUUCAAAUUUGGCAUUUCCUCUAAACAUCAUAAACUAUGUUCGAUUUCAUGUUUGAAGUGUGAGAAAUGUUAA